AUGUUAGAAAAAAAGUUUGCUGACAUUGACAAAAAAUUUGAGAAUGUUUUAAAUAAGAACAAGAGGAAGUUGGAAAAUGCUCAGAUAAAACCCAUACAUGACAAGUUCUUAUUUGCUCAGAAUGGUAUAACAGGUCUAAUUGCACCACCUGGGUCGGGUAAGACUUUCACUUAUCUUAAAAUGGCUGCACAACAACAAGAACUAGAUGAGAAGAACCCAUUCUAUGAGUUAGUUGUCAUUUGUAGUACUUCUGGUCAAUUUGACCAAACCGUCAAUUCGUUCAAAGAUAUUAUAAAGAAGUCUAAGUUAGUAUGUAUAAAAGACUCUGAGUUGUUAGAUUGGAUAAAGAAGUACCAAAGAAGGGUUUUGAAGUACAAUGCUAUAAAUGAGUAUAUAAAUUCG
Molecule: messenger RNA, 402 nt
Organism: Trichomonas vaginalis G3
Lineage: Eukaryota; Parabasalia; Trichomonadida; Trichomonadidae
Product: P-loop containing nucleoside triphosphate hydrolases family
Exons: 1
Molecular function (GO): DNA binding; hydrolase activity; ATP binding
Source: RefSeq, a predicted model, not a curated record